AUGGUUUCCCCUAUUGUGGCGGCGACUAUACAGUCAGCUGGUCUCGGCGUCGUCAGCAGCAUCCUGGCGCAGUGCAUCACAGCGUACAGACAAGAGGGGCCCUUUUUGAUUGAUUGGAUCCCGGUGUUUCAAUACUUGCUAUUCAUCGUAGUCAACACUCCGCCAAACUAUUUAUGGCAAGAUUUUAUCGAGGCCUCUUUCCCCUCGCAUCCAGAGCCCGCGGUUAACCCUAAAAAGACAGACGACAAGCCCGUGCCGCCGGCCUUGUCCAAGCGCAACACGGCCAUCAAGUUCCUUUUGGACCAGACCGUCGGCGCCACCGUCAACACCCUGUUGUACAGCACCUUUACGCGGUCCCUACGCAUGGCGAGCGGUCACGCGCCGCGUGUCACCAACCUGUCCAAGGCUGUCAGCUACUGGCUCAGCCCCGAUGCCGUCAACUUUUCCCAGGUGGAUUUCGAGCUUGUGUGGGCGGAGGCCAAAGAGGAAUUUUGGCCCUUGGUCCUGGCAGGCUCUAAACUCUGGCCAUUUGUUUCGCUUGUCAAUUUUACGCUGGUCAAGUCUGUGCAAGGACGGAAUCUGCUCGGUGCGCUGGCUGGGGUCAUCUGGGGCAUCUACGUCUGCUUGUUUUCUGCAAAUUGA
Molecule: messenger RNA, 642 nt
Organism: Akanthomyces muscarius
Lineage: Eukaryota; Fungi; Ascomycota; Sordariomycetes; Hypocreales; Cordycipitaceae
Exons: 3
Coding region: 1-642 (213 amino acids)
Cellular component (GO): membrane; cytoplasm
Source: RefSeq, a predicted model, not a curated record